Colletotrichum karsti is the source of this 1089-nucleotide messenger RNA. RefSeq lists its product as uncharacterized. The record is from RefSeq and is a predicted model, not a curated record. The coding region runs from base 1 to 1089 and encodes 362 amino acids. The transcript is spliced from 8 exons. Lineage: Eukaryota; Fungi; Ascomycota; Sordariomycetes; Glomerellales; Glomerellaceae.
AUGGCGACACCGUUCCAGGUCGAGGCUUGGAGUGAGUAUGCCGUUGGUUUGCUCGUGCUCCUUAUCCGCAUCGUUUACCGCUCGACAAUUGUCGGGACCAACUGGGAGGGAGAUGACUAUUUCGCAUUGAUUGCGGUGUUCUUCUGGACGGGAGAACUGGUGAUGUUAGAGUUGAUCGGGCAAUAUGGAAGCAUUACUGGAAUGAACGAUGAGCUCGCCUUGACGCUCUCCGAUAAGCAAGUCGACAGAAUCGUCAUCGGCUCAAAAUGUCUGCUCGCGGGAUGGAUUCUAUACGUGACGCUCAUUUGGUGCUUGAAAGCAUGCAUGCUCUUCUUAUACCGAAGACUCACGCUCAACUUGCAACAGCAAAAGAUGGUUCUAAUCACUGCUUACACCUGUGUUGUCCUAUAUCUUGUCACUAUCAUCGUGAUCUUGACACGGUGCAUGCCGUUCCAUGCGAACUGGCAGGUGUACCCUUACCCAGGUGAUGCCUGCGCUCUGAAUAUUCCCAACUACAUUGCGCUCGCAAUUACCAACGUCACCACGGACAUGAUGAUUCUCUACAUUCCACUGCCUCUCUUAUGGUCUGUUCAGAUGCCAUUGGCUCGCAAAAUUAUCUGCUCUCUAUGGCUCUGCACAGGUGUUUUCAUCAUCAUUGCUACACUGCUCCGAUGCAUUCUUUGCCUGCAAGAUGCGGAAUCCAUCAACCUGGGAACUAUCUGGUCAAUCAGAGAAACAUUCGUGGGUAUCCUAGCCGUCAAUGCCCCGGUCUUAGGGCCUUGGAUCGCCAAAAACGCUUCGGCUGUGCGUUCCCGCACGUCCAAGAACCGUUCCAAGACGGGCGGCCAAGAGUCUGCCAGUCACAUCGUCACGAUUGGCGCAAAAGAGAGCACCCACCGUCUCGACCGUCUGACAAAAGACGGCCGCAGGGGUUUGGGAUGGACUGAGAUUGACAACGACAGCGAAGAACGCAUCAUGAAGACACAGAACGAUGUUGCUGUCUCGGCCAAGCGUUCGGACGAGGAGCUUGGCCGCGACAUUGAUCCCAACGGUAUCCAUGUGAAGACCACAUUCCAGGUCUCCGGAUGA